AUGACUACUUGGUAUGACCUCCCGGCAGAGAUGAGGCAGAAUAUCCUCGAGUACCUUUUCAGCGACUCGACAAUUAAAUUUAUUCCUCGACAUGCUGCCACACGAACCACUAAGACAAAACAAAAUAAGGAGAAAGAAGCAGAAGGCUCAGGCUCAGUCGAUGCGAUCACAUCAUUACUGCUUGUAUCGAAACACUUUUUAAAAUACAGGGAACUUGAAUCUGUGCUGUUGAGUGGUGCGACAAUCGGACUGGACGAGCCAAGAGCCUUGCACAAGAUAGAGAAGCGCUUCACUGUUGAAGGUUUGGCGUGUAUUCGAAGUCUUCUCAUCUUUUACAACCUGAAACAUUGGAGACGUCACGCGCCAGGUGCCCUCCCCACCGGGGCUUCUAUCAAGACCAAACUGAAGGGUUUGCAGAAACUUACGAUAUACCUUUCCGAUGUGCCAUAUCACUUGCCUUCUUGUCCCUUCACUGUUCUGGAGACGGCCAGAGUGGCAAUGGGAGGCUCGAUUGACGCGACAGAACGCGAUGUAAUGUUCGCCUAUGGCAUGGUGUGCCGUCUUUCAGGCACCCAGGAAGGGUUGACCAAGCGAGCACAACGAGCGACGCAAGGACUACUGGCGCGUUAUCUGGACUUCUAUAGUUACAUUCUGUCGAAGCCGUUGUUCAUUCUGAUGCAUCCCGAAGUCGGCCCAAAAAAAUACGAGCGCGUUUUGCAGUGGAAUGUCGACUUCGUAUCGCCAGAUCAGGAGAAAAUGCAACAGCAGACAAUCAAGUUUAGUACUAAGAACUGGUGUGUCGAACCUGAAGCAGGCGAGCGCUCCUUUUACCCUCCGCAACGUUUACGGCGUCCCGAAUAUGGAAAAGCAUAUCCCUUGUGGGAUAGUGAGACUAAAGCUGUUGCACUGGACAAGUACUACACUGUUAGGUCUUGA
This is a messenger RNA of Lithohypha guttulata, 936 nucleotides long. RefSeq lists its product as uncharacterized. The transcript has 3 exons. The record is from RefSeq and is a predicted model, not a curated record. Lineage: Eukaryota; Fungi; Ascomycota; Eurotiomycetes; Chaetothyriales; Trichomeriaceae. The coding region runs from base 1 to 936 and encodes 311 amino acids.